UCCACCCGUCCCCUUGGUCCUUGGUGAAAACAAAGCAAAAAUAGAAGAGACCUAAAGAGAGGGAGAGAAACAAAAAUAGAUUCCCUUUAAUUUAGAGCGAGUCACGGCAAAUUUGCCACCGAUCUAACGCAACGAGUGCAUGGAAGGAGUGGGGGCUCGACUCGGGCGGUCCUCCACUAGGUACGGACCGGCUACGGUGUUCACGGGGCCGGUAAGGAAAUGGAAAAAGAAAUGGGUCCACGUUUCCCCAUCUAACAGCGGCAGUAGCAACAACGACAACAAUAAUCACUCUCAAAAUCACCACAGCAGCAAUGGUACAUCUAACGGUAAUAACGGUUCGCAUCUCGUCCUUUUUAAGUGGACCCCAAUAUCGCAAAGCCAAAACAACAACAACAACAAUAACAAUGGAAUCAACAAUUCCUCCAAGGACGAUGCUGUGGCGGCGCCCGAGGAGCCGCCAAGGCGGAAAUUUAAAUACAUUCCAAUUGCUGUGCUAGAGGAACAGAAAAAGGAAGCUGCAGAAAAUGAGGCUGCAGAAAACGUUGAUGAUGAAGCUAAACCAAGUCAGACUGACCUUAGUGCAGCAGAGCCAACUUCCAGGGGUGAUGGUUUUGGUGAAAAACCUGACAUUAAUGACGUACCUAUGGAAGAAAGUGAGGAGGACAAUAAAAUAGUAAGACAAGAUCUGAACGACAGCACUUUGGAUUUGAGUUUGGGUUUGACAGCCCAUGAUGGUGAGUCUGGUUCAAAAACAAAUGGACAGUUGGGAAGAGUGAAAUCAAGUAGCGGUGGGACAUGAGUGUAGCUGUGCUGGUCGUUUCAGCUAAUAUAUUGACGCGGAUGAUUACUAGACAUUGGCCUACCCAUUUAUGGCUUAUUUCUUAGAGAUUCAAUUUUCCCUACGGCCUUCUAUCUUGCAAUCGUGUGUCUUAAGCUAAAUGCUUUGAAAUGGCUUAUCUUUGUACCUUUAGUUUUUUAUUUGACACUCAUUUGCCGAGCUGACUUCAACUUGUAUUAAUUUGAGAACAGAACAAUCUUUUUUUUUUUUUUUUUGUUGGACAUCCCAUAUUGUCUUUUCCCCUCUAGUUUUGUGGGACAUCUUGGGGACAGAAUAUGUUGGAGAUACAGAUUAAAUUGGUUCUCUCGAUAAUGUUCUUUGGAAAUAUUUCUGACGUUACACUAUGAAUCCGUUAUCAAAAUUAGUCCCAGCUGUCACAGCACACAGGUGACAUGCCUACCAUAUCUAAUGACGUUCGUGAGGAUGGCAGGGUAGCUAAAGCUAGCAAGCAGGAUAUGCUGAUACGAGUUAAAUUCAUGGACUCUGUAACAGGCAGACAGCCCAUUAAAGUAAUUUAAAGAAAAAGCAAACUUAUCAAUGAAUGCCAUAGGAAGUAAAU
Durio zibethinus is the source of this 1397-nucleotide messenger RNA. RefSeq lists its product as uncharacterized. Lineage: Eukaryota; Viridiplantae; Streptophyta; Magnoliopsida; Malvales; Malvaceae. The record is from RefSeq and is a predicted model, not a curated record.